This is a messenger RNA of Onychostruthus taczanowskii (white-rumped snowfinch), 2535 nucleotides long. It is a transcript of the gene AKNAD1, whose product is annotated as AKNA domain containing 1. The record is from RefSeq and is a predicted model, not a curated record. NCBI's taxonomy places the organism in Eukaryota, Metazoa, Chordata, Aves, Passeriformes, Passeridae. The transcript is spliced from 13 exons. Bases 13 to 2535 code for a protein of 840 amino acids.
CGUAAACUGGAUAUGGAGACUACAAAGAAGUGCAAACUGUCAGACUGGAUGAAAACCCAAAUGAAUAACUCAUUUUCAGAUGCAUUAGGCUGUAGCACAGAUGUGACUGAAGAGGAAAAAGAUUACUUAAUUUAUGAUGGAGAUGUAGGAAUAAGCUGUAAAUACAACAAUAACUCAGAAAAUUUGAAUGCCUGUAGCUGUACAAAAGAUACUUCUGGUAUUUUAAACUUGGCCUGUUCUAAAACUAACAAAAACAUAAAAGCAGCAGCCAAUUAUGAAACUCCUCUACAGCCUGAAGAAUUCUCCAGUUAUCAAAGAGGCACCAGAGGAACAACUGGAGUUCCAACUGAAAUGCCUGGAAGUGAAGCUUCCUUUCAGAAGGAAUUACCUGUUGGUAGCUCCAGUACCCCAGACAGCAAAGAACAGGUAACUACCUCCAAAAUGUCCAAGGUCCUCCUGCGUCAUCUUCCUAGGGGAGAACUACUAAGCACAUGCCACUUAAUUGAAUGUGAGACAAUACCAGAGGUGUCCUUUACUGAAAGUAUCGAUGACACUGGGAGCAAACCUGAGCCUUCAGAACGCAGCAAAGGCUCUUUAGUGUUUGAACAAUGGGCAACGGGCUCUGAGGAGUAUCCCUUAGAACAGCACGAAAAACUAAAGGCUCAUGACAAACAUGGAAACUCAUUAAAUGGAAAUAGAUCUGUUUCAAAGAAAGCUAUUUUUUCUUCUGGUCAGUGUAGGUGCAGACAAGAAUAUUCACAAUUGAUUAAUGAGACUGGAGAUGCACACACCUUUCAAAACAUCACAGACAUGAGAGGCCUGUUUAAGAGAACAGUUUCACCUUGUGAGCUCAAAUAUGGCCAAGGACAAGCUCACUACUGCCUUCCUGACUUCUCUGAAGUUGCUUCAGAAGUUCAAGUACCAAAAAAACCUGACAACAUUACCUCAGUUCCUUCAACUGAAAGAGAAAAACCCUUUCCUAUUUUGCAAAGUAAAUCAGUAACUGUGAACAACGUUUUGGAAAAUAAGAAUUACUUCAAUUCUGCUGAAGUAGAGAAUCAAGAAGAAAGGAGUAUUUCAGAACUGCUGCGACAGCUACAGAUACUUCCUCAGUCAGACUUUGCAAAUGCCAACAUUGCCAUUUCCUCAGGACACACUGGGACACCACCUGAUGUCAUCACAUUACGUGCUCCUGUCCCUGUACAACCUACACAUGGUUUGCUUAAAGCAAGACUGCAGCCUGGAAUAGCAGCAUCAGCACUACCAGCAGCUGGGACAGUAAAAGCACAAUGUCUAAAUCCUUCUGAUUCACUGCCAGAACUAACACUAGGAGAAAAGAUGUCUCAAAUACUAAAGGAUCAGACAGAGCAACUGACUAAGAAAGUGGAAGACUUCUCUGAGCAAAUGAUCCAGGAAACAGUCUUCUUACAAGACAAACAUCUGGCAUUAAAUCAACUGAAAAGAUACCUUGAUGCCUUGGAAAGAAAUUAUUUAAAAGCUAGAGAAGAGCACCACAACUUACAGCUGCAGAACUACAAGGACAAGCCUAUCAACCUUGGAGAGUUUGAUCCUGAGAGAAGGGUGGAAGGAGGAAUAUUCAGACUUGGCAUGCUGCUUGAAGACAUUCAAGAACAAAUGGAAGGCAGCAAAGGCAGCCUGUCAUCGUUACCGACUUCCUAUGAAUCUGCCCAGUCUUUCUGUGAGAGCUUGGCAGUUUCAAGCACUGCUGAUCUUCCACAAACAACAGGUACUGAAACUCCAUCUUUUCACAAGAAGCAUGAGGGAGAAAGAAGUCAGACAACUGAUAUAAUCCCUCCAGCAAAUCAACUUUCUUUAGAAGGCAAGAAGUGCAAUCUUUGUCUGCACAUAAAUGCAAACAUCCAGGAAGGAAAAACUGGAACAUCUCCACUCUUCAUGCAGAGAAAACCAACUGAUUUAUCAGAUACCAACCUGAGCAGCGAUUCAGAAGAUUUCUCAGUUUGUGAUUCUUGUGAUUCACAAAGCAAGGACCAUGUCAACUGUGACACUCUAAAUUACAAAUCAUUAAAUACAAGAUUAUGUGGAGAGAGACAAGGAUUUAGAUGCAGAUGCCCCAGGGGAAGCAAAGAUCAAGUAAAACUCAGGAAUUACAAAGAGUCUGUUCAGUCUUGUACCCUGUGUAGAAAAAGAAGCUCUGGUUCAUCCUCUUAUUCACAGAAGAGAAUCUCCACUCAAAAGGCUCAAAAACCCAAUCAGCCAGGUGAAGUUGUAACCAGACUUCAUGAAAGGAAAUCCUUCGCAGCUGCCAAAACCUGCUGUUCAAGCACAUAUGAUAAAAUUAUCCUUUCACAUCAAGACAUACCCAGUAAGAAAUCUACCCAAAGAAAAUCUGCAAUCAACAUCAGAGACAGAAAUGCCAAUGAUUCCUAUGCAAAUGUUUUAAGUUCUACUCUGGAUCAUGCCAUAGAGACAGCAAACAGUUUGAAGAAAGCUACAGAGCGAAUGGUACAAGCAGUUUCAGAAGAUCUAGCUAAAGUUAAAAGAAAGCAGUUUUAA